GGCGGGCCGGCUGGGCUGAGCACCUGCGCCUCGGCGGGCUGCCUGGGGCACUGUCCCCGGCCCCGCAAUGGCCAGGCCCCAGAAGACUCCCGCACGCACUCCCGAUAGCAUCGUCGAGGUGAAGAGCAAAUUUGACGCUGAGUUCCGACGCUUUGCGCUGCCCCGCGCUUCGGUGAGCGGUUUCCAGGAGUUCUCGCGGUUGCUGUGUGUGGUGCACCAGAUCCCGGGCCUGGACGUGCUGCUUGGCUAUACCGAUGCUCAUGGCGACUUGCUGCCCCUUACCAACGACGACAGCUUGCAUCGCGCCCUGGCCAGCGGACCCCCGCCGCUGCGCCUACUGGUGCAGAAGCGGGCAGAAGGUGACUCCAGCGGCCUGGCUUUUGCCUCCAACUCUCUGCAGCGUCGUAGGAAAGGGCUCCUGCUGCGACCAGUGGCCCCUCUGCGCACCCGGCCACCUUUGUUAAUCAGCCUGCCCCAGGACUUCCGCCAGGUUUCCUCAGUCAUAGAUGUGGACCUACUGCCUGAGACCCACCGUCGUGUGCGGCUGCACAAGCAUGGUUCAGACCGCCCCCUGGGCUUCUACAUCCGGGAUGGCAUGAGUGUACGUGUGGCUCCCCAGGGCCUAGAGCGGGUUCCAGGCAUCUUCAUCUCCCGCCUGGUACGUGGAGGACUGGCUGAGAGUACAGGACUGCUGGCAGUCAGUGACGAGAUCCUCGAGGUCAAUGGCAUUGAAGUGGCUGGGAAGACCUUGGACCAAGUGACGGACAUGAUGGUUGCCAAUAGCCAUAACCUUAUAGUUACUGUCAAGCCUGCCAACCAGCGUAAUAAUGUGGUACGAGGAGCAUCUGGGCGCCUAACAGGGCCACCCUCCACAGGCCCUGCUGACCCCGACAGUGAUGAUGACAGCAGUGACUUGGUCAUUGACAAUCGCCAGCCUCCCUGUUCCAAUGGGUUAUCUCAGGGACCCCUGUGCUGGGACCUGCAACCCAGUUGUCUACUUCCUGGUGCUGGCAGCUCUCUGCCCUCCUUAGAUGGACAGGAGAAAGCCAGGUCUGGCUGGGGGACUGGCAUGCGAGGAAAUGGUAGUGGUUUCAGUCUCUGACAGGCAGAUGUAGCCCCAUGCCACUUCAGGCUGCUGGGACAUGGCAAGGACUUCUUGGUAGGGGGUUAGCUUGCUCACAGGGCCCUCUUAGUGGGGAACAUUAAAGAUUUUCUACAAAUACAGAUAUGGUCCUUCUAUGUCCCAGCUCCAUCCUCCUCCCCAGUCCCACAAGUCUAUUUCCUGCCCUGGACAUGAUGCAGGUGGGGUAAAUAUGCUGGAGAGACCUUCCCAAAACCUUGUAUCAGAAGGUUCACUGGGCUUGGCAUUUCUAGAGUAAGAAAAGCUCUUAAGGAAACACAGCACUGUAUACAAAAGGUUUAAUUUUGACCAAAGGGUUAAAAGGUUGGGAUGGCUACUCCGCAGCCACCCGUGAUUUGGAAAAGUGCUUUAGAGAUGCUGCCCAGUCCUGCUCCUGCCUGUGGAACUCUGCUCUAGGACAGGGCCUAGUCCUGACCUUUGCAGCUGUGUGACAACUCUCAGCACAGAGCUCCCUGCCAAAGUGCCAACAGAGGGACUCAGGCAUCCAUCUUAACAAAGACUUUGGGUCGGGAGAAGAUCUUGAUGGCUUCUUCUAUUUGCACCAGCUUCCUGUCCAGCUCAGCACGGUGGCCUUUGGCUUUCAGAGAGUCUGCACCAGCUGGCAACAGUACCAGUUCACGCAGCAAUUGGCUCUGGCCUGCAGUAAGGGCCCAGUAACAGUAAGUGCUGUGUAGAAGGUGCAUGGUCCCCAGGGGCUUCCCUCCAGCCAUCCCUGCCUGAGUACUCACUCUGGAGCAGAUUGUUCAGUGUCUCCAGCCGCUCGUUCUCAGGCAUGCGAGUGUGUCCAGGGGGCAUGGAUGGAUCUGGCUGGCUAUGCUGGCGGGCCUCAGCCUCCCGCCGCCAAAGAUCCCUGCGCUCCAACAAACUGCAGAUGCACAGGCCCAGGGUUGAUGACACCAAGGCCAAGACUGGCUCCCACCCACCAUAGGUGUCCCUCACCAUGAGUGUUGGGCAGUGGGACCUACUAUUGAGGCACGUGGCCCUUCUGUGUGGCAUUGUAGUGCUCCUGGGCUUGUCGCUGCUGUUCCAGAACCUGAGCGAGGACCUGCAGUGAGCGGGAAUGGCGCCGGGGGGCCCUCUUGGCAGCAAGGGCAUUGUGACUGAUGAAGUCCACAGCCAGGCCUGGCCCCUGCAGGACAUGGCAAGCAUGGUGGGGGCCGUACAGCAGUGUGUUGUGCCCCUGCAUCCCAACCCUAGGAACUCUGCCCCAUCACCUCUAGCCCCCUUAGAGACUCUCACCUUUGCUUUGGGACCUUGUUGGGUGAGCUGAGGACUGGGGACACGGGGUGGUGGAAGCCCAGGGCCACAGCGGGAGUGUGCCCGCAGGAAGUGGGCAGGCUCUGUCACAGAGGUAGGGCCAGGCUCCUGGAGGGCAGGGCACAGCAGAAGAGUAAGUCAGGCUGGAAUCAGGGUCUCUGGCCCAAAGACCACAGAGCAUGCUUUUGUCCCUCCUGCCUCUAAGGACCUUCCCAUUCCAUCCCUAUGGGCCUUCUCCCCUCUUCAAGGAGAACUCCUCAACAGCAUUGAAAGAUGUGUGUCUCACCGCUCUAAUAAAACAAAUUACUUCUCUAUUUUCCUUAA
Molecule: messenger RNA, 2722 nt
Organism: Jaculus jaculus (lesser Egyptian jerboa)
Lineage: Eukaryota; Metazoa; Chordata; Mammalia; Rodentia; Dipodidae
Gene: Pard6a
Product: par-6 family cell polarity regulator alpha
Exons: 3
Coding region: 68-1102 (344 amino acids)
Biological process (GO): centrosome cycle; regulation of cellular localization; establishment or maintenance of cell polarity
Cellular component (GO): apical plasma membrane; nucleus; cell cortex
Molecular function (GO): protein kinase C binding
Source: RefSeq, a predicted model, not a curated record